Molecule: messenger RNA, 1644 nt
Organism: Arabis nemorensis
Lineage: Eukaryota; Viridiplantae; Streptophyta; Magnoliopsida; Brassicales; Brassicaceae
Source: the annotation of a GenBank genome assembly
AUGGCUGAUAUUGUUGAAGAAGAGCCUCAAUUGCAUAAUGGAGCGGCUCCAGGUGACUCCAAAACCGAGCAGCAUCCGACUCCAGAGCCACAAUCCGACCACGAUCCCCAACUCCAAGCUGAGCCCAAACUUACCGACGAAAUCCCGGUAAUAGAAACGGAUUCGAAGCCUGAGGAAGUACAAUCGGAGCUAACCGAUGCGAAGACUGAGAAGGAAGAACCUGUGGUAACAGAUGCAAAGCCGGAGGUAAACGUUGUGGAUCUGUCUCCGGGAGGAUCCGAGGAGAUCUCGAUCCGGUCUACGAAGGCCGAUCAGGAAUCGACUACUACUCAACAACCACUCACCGUUCUGAAGAAAGAAGACGAAGGCAACAAGACAUUUACCAUGAGAGAGCUUCUCAGCGAAUUAAAAAGCGAGGAAGGAGACGGGACUCCACACAGCUCUGUUUCUCCGUUUAGUCGAGAAAGUGCUUCUCAAGCAGCGGAGAACAAUCCUGCAAUGGAUCUGAUAAACAGGAUCCAAGUUAACGACGAAGAGGGCCGAUCUCGCCAGCGUGUUCUUGCAUUUGCUGCCCGCAAGUAUGCUAGUGCGAUUGAGAGAAAUCCAGAAGAUCAUGAUGCAUUAUACAACUGGGCACUUAUUCUUCAGGAAAGUGCUGAUAAUGUCAGCCCAGAUUCUGUUUCACCUUCUAAAGAUGAUUUGCUCGAGGAGGCUUGUAAGAAGUACGAUGAGGCAACCCGUCUCUGCCCAACGCUUUAUGAUGCUUAUUACAAUUGGGCUAUCGCAAUCUCUGAUAGGGCAAAGAUGCGUGGUCGCACAAAGGAGGCUGAAGAACUAUGGGAACAGGCGACUAAUAACUAUGAGAAGGCUGUCCAGCUCAACUGGAAUAGUUCCCAGGCAUUAAACAACUGGGGACUGGCGCUGCAGGAACUCAGUCAAAUUGUUCCUGCUAGGGAGAAGGAAAAAGUUGUCAGAACUGCCAUUAGCAAGUUCCGCGCUGCAAUCAGGUUGCAAUUUGAUUUCCAUCGAGCCAUAUACAACCUUGGAACCGUUUUGUAUGGAUUAGCAGAAGACACACUUAGAACCGGGGGUUCAGGCAACGGAAAAGACAUGCCUCCCGGUGAGUUAUACAGCCAAUCUGCCAUCUACAUUGCUGCAGCUCAUUCGUUGAAGCCAAGUUAUUCGGUUUACAGCAGUGCUUUGAGGCUCGUUCGUUCCAUGCUACCUCUACCGCAUCUUAAAGUUGGAUAUCUAACGGCACCACCCGUGGGCAACUCACUCGCUCCUCACAGUGAUUGGAAACGCACGGAGUUUGAGCUCAAUCACGAGAGGCUUCUACAGGUACUGAAACCUGAACCAAGAGAAAUGGGGCGAAACCUGUCCGGUAAAUCAGAGACAAUGAGCACAAACGUGGAGAAGAAGACGGUAAAGGUGAAUAUUACGGAGAUUGUUUCAGUUACGCCUUGUGCUGAUCUCACUCUACCUCCCGGUGCUGGUCUCUGCAUUGAUACCAUUCAAGGCCCAGUUUUCUUGGUUGCAGAUUCAUGGGAGUCCUUAGAUGGAUGGCUCGAUGCGAUUCGUUUGGUGUACACAAUUUAUGCGAGAGGGAAGAGUGAUGUUUUAGCUGGUAUUAUCACCGGUUAA